This is a messenger RNA of Labrus mixtus (cuckoo wrasse), 1306 nucleotides long. RefSeq names its product ephrin-A1b (gene efna1b). Gene Ontology annotation, biological process: axon guidance; ephrin receptor signaling pathway. The record is from RefSeq and is a predicted model, not a curated record. Gene Ontology annotation, cellular component: plasma membrane. NCBI's taxonomy places the organism in Eukaryota, Metazoa, Chordata, Actinopteri, Labriformes, Labridae. Bases 192 to 896 code for a protein of 234 amino acids. The transcript has 4 exons. Gene Ontology annotation, molecular function: ephrin receptor binding.
UGAGGUGCAGUCAAGAGUUUCGACAGUGUUUGGUGAACUGACUGACUUUGAGCUAUAUUGAUAACUACUCUCGCGUGAAACUCACGCUUUGUUUUCGUGCACGUAGUUACGCAUUUAAGCUUCUUUAGCAGCGAUAUUUGUAAUUUGCAGCCCAGAACUUGCACUAACUGAUCCUCCUGUGAAGAAGAGCGAUGGAUUUGGUGUGUUUAGUGUAUUUGACGCUGAGCAUCGGUGCUUGGUUUGCGUCUGCGGAGAGACACAGCGUCUACUGGAACAGCUCGAACCCACUCUUCUUGUGGGAUGAGUACACGGUGGAAGUGCGCAUCAACGACUAUCUGGACAUCGUCUGCCCCCACUACACCCACGGAGAGGUGUCGCUGCAUGCGGCCGAACGCUACGUGCUCUACAUGGUGGAGAAGGAGGACUACGAGGUUUGCAAACCCCACUCCUUCGACCAGCUGCGUUGGGAGUGCUCGCGGCCGUUCGCUGCCCACGUUCCUGAGAAGUUCUCUGAGAAAUUCCAGCGUUUUACCCCGUUUACCUUGGGAAAGGAGUUCAAACAAGGAGAAAGCUAUUAUUAUAUCUCUAAGCCGAUGCACCACCAUGGCCAGGACUGUCUCCGACUUAAAGUGGAUGUCAUCGGGCACAAAGGCUCCGGAAAGACCCACCUAGAGAAAUCCAAGGCUGAAGAUACAGGAAACAGCAUGGAGGGAGGAAAAGUGAAGUUUCCUGCAGCAGGAGGAGUUCACAACCCCUCCAACCGGCUCCCAGCAGAUGACCCUGCUGUGAUGGAGCCAAACGUGCAGAGGAGUAUCGGCAGUUCAGGAGAACAGCUGGUCUCCUUUUCUCUCCUCUUCACAAUGCUUCCAGUCUUAAUAGCACUCAUGCUACAAUAAGGCCGCGCCACGACAGAGACAAUACUAACCCCCGAUGCUGGUCAUUGGGACCAUGAACACUCAGAGACUUUUUUUAUACAGAUUUUUAUACGAGCAUGGACAGUUGUGUGAGUGUGUGUUUGCAUGUUUGUGCGAUUGUUGGACGUGGAUCGUUCCAAAGAAGAGGACCUCAACUUUUUUUUUUUCAACGGGAAUGGAAGUUCUCAUUUUUGACACUUUGACUAUUUUUUUUAGUCGUUAUGAACAAAAUCUUCAAGCAAGCAAACUGAUCAAGAUACUUCAUGGAUUAUCAUCAUAUUGAAAAUGACGAGAGGAUACAUCGUCUUUCUUAUCCUAUCCCCCCACCCCCGCAUUACCACACCAUUGGUACAGAUUUGUCAUUGUUCUCCUAAUAUCCAACUGUUUUUUUU